Messenger RNA from Penicillium argentinense, 618 nucleotides. RefSeq names its product protein transporter TIM23. NCBI's taxonomy places the organism in Eukaryota, Fungi, Ascomycota, Eurotiomycetes, Eurotiales, Aspergillaceae. Bases 1 to 618 code for a protein of 205 amino acids. Gene Ontology annotation, biological process: protein import into mitochondrial matrix. The record is from RefSeq and is a predicted model, not a curated record. Gene Ontology annotation, molecular function: transmembrane protein transporter activity. Gene Ontology annotation, cellular component: TIM23 mitochondrial import inner membrane translocase complex; mitochondrial inner membrane. The transcript is spliced from 2 exons.
AUGGGCAUCUGGGACUCUCUCAGUGGGCGCAAGGAGGGCAACGCCCCCCAGGCCUUCGACCCUUCUACGGCCCAAGACACCUCUUCCUUCCUCUCCGAGGUCGCCCUUCCCGAUCCCACCAAGCUCCAUCCCCUGGCCGGCCUUAACCAGGAUACUCUCGAUUACCUGUCCCUCGAAGACACCGCCCUCGAUGAAACCCCCGGUUCCCGCUCCUUCCUGCCCUCCCGCGGCUGGUCCGACGACCUUUGCUACGGUGCCGGCACCACAUAUCUGGUUGCGCUAACUGUCGGAGGCGCAUGGGGUCUUGCGGAAGGCCUGAACAAGACACCAGCGACCGCUCCCCCUAAGAUUCGUCUCAAUGGUGCUCUUAACUCGAUUACCCGCCGUGGCCCGUUCCUCGGUAACUCCGCGGGUGUUGUCGCAAUGGUUUACAAUGGAUUCAACUCUUCAAUCGGUUAUGCGCGUGGCAAGCACGAUGCUGCCAACAGCGUUGUGGCUGGUGCACUGAGCGGCAUGCUUUUCAAGAGUACACGCGGUGUGAAGCCCAUGAUGAUUUCCGGUGGCAUUGUCGCAUCUAUUGCCGGUGCUUGGGCCGUGACACGAAAGGCUCUCUUCUAA